Molecule: messenger RNA, 1947 nt
Organism: Anopheles aquasalis
Lineage: Eukaryota; Metazoa; Arthropoda; Insecta; Diptera; Culicidae
Source: RefSeq, a predicted model, not a curated record
CCAGCGAUUGCGCAUGACUCAAGUGAGAUUCGCAAACAUUGUACGCCAAAUAGCUAGAAGUUACUGCAGCGUGCUAGGAGAGUUAUAAAAAAACCCCGUAAACUCUACAUAGUUGCCCUACACGUUGAUUAUUUCGAAGGAUCUAGGAUAAUCUAUUCUGUAAUUGUUUGUACGAGAGAUCGCUAGGAUCAAAUGGAAACUCCAGGUCCAUCCCGACGCCCUGGUGGGAGCAACACAGCAACAAGCAAUUUGUCAGGCCUGAAACAUCAACUUCAUGGGACAUCGUAUCAACUGAAGCUUGGGAUGGUUGUUGGCAUGGCGAAUGCCAAGAAGUCAACGGACCCAAACAACAACUUCUCUUUCACGGUGAUGGCGGAAGGCAGAGAUGAAUCAGAAGUGAAAAGUCGUGAUCGUGUCGAUAAGUUCGAUGACAUCGUGUACACCUUCAAGCAUGGUGCAAUUACCGGAACACUGAAGAUUCAAGCGAAACACAAACUUAGUCCAACUCCCUGCAAUAGUGCAGUUCAGGCUGGUGGCACGAAUGGGGAACAAUCCGUUCCCAAGAUUACGCUGAAUGAUUUCAUCGCAGACUCCAAAAAUGAUUUUUGCAUCCAACAGUACUUUAAAUCAUUCCGUGACCAGCCUAAAGCGAUAAAUGAGGCUACCCUGGAAGGAUUUAUCAUUUGCACCAACGCGGAUUUAGAUGACGACGCAAAAGUAAUAUGGAAUGAAGUUGAUACAGCUGCCCUGGGUCCUUCAUUGGAUUCCUACGCCUCAUCGUUAUUCAAUAAGGUUAGAGGUAAAAGUUAUCAACUUAAAACUCAUUACAAACGCGCCGCCUUAGCGAAGCUGUUGAUCAAUGCCGUCAAAUCAAAGGAUCAAAUGGUAACCUGGCAAAGACCGUUGUUCAAAGAAUAUCGUGCAGCCAUCCUGGAUAUCAUCGGAGAGAAGAGUACUGCAGCAAAUGUUCCUUUAUUUAAGUUUACAAACAACUUUUUGGAUCCAACCUAUUCCAACUCCAAACCUGGGUAUGACGCUUUCAAAAAGGAGUUUACAGAUCAAUUCCGGCGAGAAUUUGGGCUGAAUGAGAUCGCAUGGGAGUUAUUCAAAGGCAAUAUUCAGAUACAUGUAGCGGAAAACUUUCUGUUGGAUGAGAAAAAUAAAUUUUCUUCCUCAGAUUCAUUCCCCGAUGAUAAUGUGGAUCCAUUCUUCAAAUGCUUCUGCGAUCGAUUUCGUUUGGUAUGUGGCACUUACAAUGAGCAAGGCAUCGAUGAUGCAAUAGCAACAAUUUUGGGCGAUUGGUGUCCCGAUGGCAAUCAUACGGCAGCUGUCGAAAAGCUGUUCAAGUACUUUUUCGAUUGGCUGAAGGAUCCAUUUGCCACUUCAUUACAUUCAGACGAUAUAAAAACCAAACUUGAAAAUGUUCAAGAACCGCAACCACGUGUCAACUUAGAAAAACUUGUCAAGGAAAAGCUACGCGAAGAAUUUAGAAAAUCCCCACUUCGCAUCAAUUUUAAAACUGUUAGAAAAUCUUUUGUAAAGCGCUGUAGAAUCUAAAAGCCUUCCUGCUGUUAAGGCAUACGACAUUCAUUUUGCGGCAACGGUACUGAAGCGGCCCGACCGACAUACCCCACCGACAUAGACUGUUUUCGGGAGCUUCGUUGAUUAUUUCCUCGCGGUAGGAAAGGAAAGAACGUCUACGAUUAACGUACAGGCGCUUAAUGCAUUGUAACGACCCAAUAAAGCGAUUUGAUCAACAACAGACGGCAUCGCACUUCUUCAAAACACAGAAUGGACAUUCUUUUUGCCAAUGUCAGAUUAUGUUCUAUCCGGCUUCAUCUGAUUUUCGAUAUUUAAUACGAAUAGAUCAUAGCCCAAUUUUGUUAACAAAAGUAAGACAGCAAUCGAUAAAAGUAAAGUCCAAAAUAAAAGUAUUUACACGUUUAA